Molecule: messenger RNA, 4164 nt
Organism: Entamoeba invadens IP1
Lineage: Eukaryota; Evosea; Mastigamoebida; Endamoebidae
Product: protein serine/threonine kinase, putative
Exons: 1
Coding region: 1-4164 (1387 amino acids)
Biological process (GO): protein phosphorylation
Molecular function (GO): ATP binding; protein kinase activity
Source: RefSeq, a predicted model, not a curated record
AUGUUGAUUCUCAUAUUUCUAUUGUUCCUUAGUUACGUUUUGUCACAAAAUAAUGUUCCUAUGUGUACAUCAGUAAAUCAUGUUGAGACAUGGAAAUUAAGUUGGACUAACUCAUGUACCAUUCCUUCUACUUUUGAAAUCAGAAAAUCGGCACAAAUCACAGUGAGUGGUGAAGACAUAAUUGUCACUGGCGACGUUUUUUCAAUAUCUGUUUCCUCGUUUGUCUUAUUAAAAAGUUCUCAAGUUAUUUUAAAUGACUUAUCUCUGAUUGGGAAUUCAACCAAUUCCAGUACUUUAAAAUUGGAAACAAAAACAACACUUUCAACUAAUAAUUUGAGUCUUGGGAAUAACUGGAAAAUCGAGCAGAGUGGAAAUUCAAAGAUCCAAGUCAAUUUAAAAUUAGAAAUCAAUGAAAAGGGCAAUUUUACACUGUUUAAUAAUUCACUCUUCACGACAAAAUUGCCGAUCGGAAUUACUUCGACAAUUUCAAAUUCACCUUUAAUACAAAUUGGAGGGACAAGUGUGUUUCACACAGAUUCAAAAAUAACACUGAAAGACAACACUAAAAUUGUGUUGAGUGAAUAUGCAAAUAUAACUUGUGACGAUUUUGAAAGCUCAAAUAUUAACAUUUUUAUGAGUGAAAAUUCAAAAAUUGAGGCUUUUAAAAACUUUAUAAUGAAUGAUGGGACUAAUGUGAAUUUGAAAGAUCAAAGUUUAAUUAUAAGUAGUGCUGUUGAUGUAAGUUCUUCAUCAAAUACUUUGCCUGCCGUUUUGACUUUAAAUAGCCUUUUUGGAUACCAAAUUGUGACGGAGAAUUUCCAAUGUGGAACAAAUUGUAAACUUUUAAUGAACAAAUUUUCUAUAAUUAAAGCUACACGUACAUGGUUUUUAACGGAAUCCUCUGUUGAAGCUAGUGAACGUGAAAUCACCGAUUUACCUCUUUUUCACACAAACGAAAUCGAUUUGGAAAAUUUGAAUUUGAUUUUAGUCGAACCAAUUAAUGUCGCUUUUUCGGAGAAUCCAUUAAUUGUUAAAAAUUAUAAAGGAUCCCCUUAUUCUUUAUUAAUGAAUGGAAAAUUACUUCGAUUUGGAGAAUCCAAAGACGUGUUUUGUAAUUUGAAAAGUGAUAUUUUGACUGAAAAUAGUUUUUAUGAACCAUAUUGCCCAUGUCACGAAGAUAAGUGUUACAUUUUGUCGCCAAAUACUCAAAAUUUGAAAGUGCAAAAUCUACAGAAAAACACACAAGAUUUUCAAUUGGAAAAUUCCGACGAAAAUGUAAUGAAAAUUAACGGCUUUUUUGUAUCAUUCCAGAAAGUCGAAAGUUUGCAAAUUAUUAAUAUAGACUCAAAUGAAAUCAACUUUCUUGAGUACAUAAAAAUGACGAAAUCGAUAUUAAUUGUGUCUAAAAGUGGUAUCACAAUAGAUAACAAAAUGGUGUAUAAAAGUGUAUUUAUAGACUCAAAAGGGGUUUCCCAACUUAUUUCUUUUAAGUUUUGUCUCAGUGGAAUUUAUGAUGAAAUUAAAAAAGAAUGUAUACAAUGUUCACCAACCAAUUGUGAAAAAUGCAAUGAAAAUGAUGCUAACAUUUGUUUAAAAUGCGAACCAGGUUAUACUUUAGUCGAUAGAAAAUGUGUGAAAAUUCUUCAUUGUUUAUUAUCAAAUAACAUCAUGUGUAUAAAAUGUGAAGAUGGGUAUGAAAAAGUUAAUGGAAAAUGCGAAAAAAGUGCAGAUAAAUGUCAAAUAAGAGACUUUUCUGAUAAUUGCAUUUUGUGUUUAACUGAUGAAAAGUUAAUAAAUAUAAAUGGAAAAUGUCAGAACGUUCCCGAAUAUGUCGAAAGUAAAUGUGAAUAUUCAAUAACUUCAUGCCAAAAUGGAUAUUAUGUUCAAAACAAUUUGUGUCAAAAAUGUAAUUCUAAAUUUGAAAAUUGCAGAUUUUGUUCGAAUGAAAAAUGUGAAUUAUGUGAUGUAAAUUAUAAAAUUAAUAACUUGGGUCAUUGCGAGCUCCAAAGUUGUUUAAUAAAAAGUAAUACAAUUAAAGAUUUGAAUGGAAAUUGCCUUGUUCCAAUCACAAAUUGUUUACUUCACAACAACAAAAAAUGUGUUCAAUGCAAUACCAUGAAUUAUUUACAAAGUGAUGGAAGUUGUAAAUUGGAAAGUGAAAAAACGUGUAAUAAAAAUACCGAAAUUGGCUGUAUCCGAUGUGUAGAUGGUCUGUUUUUAGACAACAAUAAUAUAUGUCAAAAUUGUGACACAAAUAAAUGUGCUACGUGUUCAUCACAAAAUGACUUUUGUCUGAGUUGUCCAAAUGGGUAUUAUUUGAGUAAUUAUGUAUGUAAAUCGAAUGAAAUAUUAAAAGAAAAGUGUGGAAAAAUAUCAACAAUAAUUAAUGGGUGUUAUCAAUGUAGAGACAAUUAUUAUCGUGUUGGCACCGACUGUUUGGAUUGUGACAAAAAGUGUGAGACCUGUUUUUCUAAUGAAACGUGUUACACGUGUAAUUCUGACUAUUUUCAGACUGAAGAAAACGAUUGUUUGCUAAAAAGUUCUUUAGAGGGAUGUGCAGUUGAAGUUACUAAUUUGGGAUGUUCUCUUUGUGCUGAUGGGUAUUAUCAAUUUAAAAAUAGAAUGUGCGAAAGGUGUUCAACAAAUUGUGCGAAAUGUUCUUCUAAAAAUUAUUGUACGGGGUGUGAUAUUAAUAAAGUUUUAGUCAAUGGAUUUUGUAAAGAAAUUUCGCAAAUACAAAACUGUGUUGAAGUUUAUAAUUCAAAAUGCACUAAAUGUAAAUUUUGGAACAUUCCUGAAAUAAACGGAAGUUAUUGUGAACAACACGUUGUGUGGUGGGUCAUUUUUAUAGCAAUCGUUUUUGUUAUAGCUGUUAUAACAUUUCUCUUCAUUUUAAUUUUGUUUGGGCUUUAUAAAUUGCUUAACAAAAUUGAGAUGAAAAAGUUAGAUGGAGAACUCACCAAAUUUGAAAUGGUUCAUUCAAAUAUCAUCUUCAAAAAAUUGAAAGAUGGAAUUUGCACCAAUUUGGAGGAAAUAAAUUUUAAUUUAAAUGAAGAUGAUCUCGAAAUAGGCGAGGAAAGUCGGCAACUUAUUUGCGUUGGUAAUGAAAAGUCAACGACAAAAAUACAAUUUUCAAUGAAAAGUGAUAUUGAAAAGUUUACUCUUCGAGUCAGCCCUCCAGUUAUAACAUUAAAGAAAGGAGAGGCGUGUGAAUUUGAAGUAUUUUUGACUCCAAAUUUCACGUGUAAAAUAGAUAACAAAAUGCUUAUAAUAUCAAAAAGUUUAAAAAGUGGUGAAGAGUCAUUUAACGAAAUAAGAAUUAGAGCCUCAACAAAAAUUUCGACAAAAAUAGACCCGGAUGAAUUAAUUGAAGAAAAAAAACUUGGUGAGGGGUCUUUUGGAGUUGUUUUCAAAGGAAAAUAUCGGGAAAAUGACGUUGCAAUUAAACGCAUGAAACAAGUUGAUGGCAGUCAUGAAGAUUCACUGAAUGAAUUUGAGAAAGAAGUUUCCAUGUUAGACAAAUUUCGCUGUGACUACAUUGUCCACUUCUAUGGCGCCGUUUUUAUUCCAAAUAAAGUGUGUAUGGUCACUGAAUUUGCUAAAUUUGGAAGUUUAAAUGACUUGAUGAAAAGUCACACAACUGAAAUCGAACACAAAAUGAAAUUAAAAAUAGCACUUGAUGGAGCCAAAGGUAUUCAAUAUUUACACUCGAAUGGGAUUUUACACAGAGACAUUAAACCGGAUAAUAUUUUGAUAUUUUCACUGGAUUUAAAUGAAAAGGUGAAUGCGAAAUUGACUGAUUUUGGGUCAUCAAGAAAUGUCAAUAUGCUGAUGACUAACAUGACUUUUACCAAGGGUAUUGGAACACCCGUGUAUAUGGCACCUGAAGUCCUAAACCAAGAACACUACAAAAAACCAGCUGAUAUUUAUUCAUUUGCUAUUACUAUGUAUGAAUUAAUAACUUGGUCAGAAGCAUAUCCAAAAAGUCAAUUUAAAUAUUCUUGGAAAAUUGCCGAAUUUGUGAAUGAUGGAAAUCGGCCAAGUUUAUUGACAAGUUCAAAUGGAGAGGUCUCUGAUUUAAUCGAAAGGAGUUGGAAACAAAAUCCACUCGAAAGAUAUGCAAUAGAAGAUAUCGUUUUGGUGUUACAAAAGUUGUGCAAAUAA